Messenger RNA from Rubroshorea leprosula, 1115 nucleotides. The record is from the annotation of a GenBank genome assembly. Lineage: Eukaryota; Viridiplantae; Streptophyta; Magnoliopsida; Malvales; Dipterocarpaceae.
AUCCAAACCCUCUCCUCUCUUUAGUUAUCUCACUCCUUUAAUCACAUUUUCAAUUUCCAUGGCUUCCUUUGUUCUCUUUUUCGUUCUUUUGCUCACUUUUCUUUCCAAUUCAGAAGCAAGGAGACUCACCGAGUCCGAUCAAACGCAGCAAUUAACCUUCCAAUAUCACAAUGGCCCUCUUCUCACUGGUUCAAUCUCUGUUAACUUGAUAUGGUACGGGCAAUUCAAGGCUUCUCAACGUACAAUCGUUUCCGAUUUCAUCUCGUCUCUCAGCUCAUCUGCAAAUCCCACCAUAGAAAAGCCUUCCGUGGCCGCAUGGUGGAAAGGGAUAGAGAAAUACUACUCCCUUGGAAUGGGGAAGAAGCUUUCUUUUCUUUCUCUCUCAUUGGGUGCACAGAUUCUUGAUGAAAACUAUUCCUUGGGGAAAUCUCUCACCAACAACCAAUUAGUGCAAUUGGCAUCGAAGGGUGCCCAGAAAGACGCCAUUAAUGUUGUGUUGACGGCCGCGGAUGUGGGGGUCCAAGGGUUCUGCUCCAGCAGAUGUGGGACUCAUGACUCUGCCCUGGGAUCAAGGAAGGGAUCCAAGUUUACUUACAUCUGGGUUGGUAACUCAGAGACCCAGUGCCCGGGUCAAUGUGCCUGGCCAUUCCACCAGCCCAUUUACGGACCACAGAACCCGCCUCUGGUGGCACCAAACAACGAUGUGGGUCUUGAUGGUAUGGUAAUCAAUUUGGCUGGUCUAUUGGCUGGAACUGCCACUAACCCCUUUGGAAAUGGGUACUAUCAAGGACCAAAGGAGGCACCCCUCGAGGCUGCAUCCGCGUGCCCCGGCAUCUACGGUAAAGGGGCCUACCCUGGUUACGCCGGUGACCUGUUGGUGGACGGUACAAGCGGUGCCAGCUACAACGCCAAUGGUGUCAAUGGAAGGAAGUACUUGCUCCCUGCUCUGUUCGACCCUGCAACCAACGCUUGUUCCACUCUAGUUUAAAAGGAGGAGCUACCAUCAGUAAAUGAAAUUGUACAAAACAAAAUUAUGUUAAGAGAUUCAUUGAUUUAUUAUUCUUUUCAUGCCACGGUUGAAUAUUAAUGAAAUUUCACAAAUAUUUUCCUCUUAC